Messenger RNA from Pocillopora verrucosa, 1330 nucleotides. RefSeq names its product ubiquitin-like-conjugating enzyme ATG10. Gene Ontology annotation, molecular function: Atg12 transferase activity. NCBI's taxonomy places the organism in Eukaryota, Metazoa, Cnidaria, Anthozoa, Scleractinia, Pocilloporidae. Gene Ontology annotation, biological process: protein modification by small protein conjugation; macroautophagy; protein lipidation. Gene Ontology annotation, cellular component: intracellular anatomical structure. The record is from RefSeq and is a predicted model, not a curated record.
CUUCGAUUUGGACAAACAGCUCAGGAGGAUUCAUAUUCACUUUGUUCCACUAAAUCUUAUGCAUGUGGAAAACAGGCACCCUCUCAUACGAAGAAUUCGAAAAUGUACUCUUCGACUUCUUGGAAAGGGCUAGAAAAGUUGGAGAUUCUUGGAAUCUGGAAUAUGCUAAGGGAAAACGAAAAGUGAAGUACCUUACCAAGAAACAAGUGCAGCUGGGUUUUGAUAAAGCAAGUGAAGCAGAUACAGAGGAAACUUGUGCAGAGGAUAAGAACUGGGGUGUGGAGGAAAUUGACAAUGAUUGUGUAACAUCUGGCCAGCUAGAGUCAGAUGUGAAAAAAACAUUUCUGAAGUAUGAAUAUCAUGUUAUCUACAGCACCAGUUAUGGUGUCCCAGUGCUUUAUUUUACUGCAAGCAGACAAGAUGGUAAAUUAGUCAGUUUAGAAGAAGUUUGGAAAAAUGUACCAGAAGUUUACCAUGAAAGGCUUGAGUUUGAAAAAUGGACAUUUUUAACACAACAGGAACAUCCACACCUUGGGGUUCCAUUUUACCAACUUCAUCCUUGUCACACCGCAGAUAUGAUGAAGAAAAUUGCAGGUGUCACUGAAGAUCAAGAGGACAAUGUUUCUGCAAACUACCUUGUAACAUGGCUGAGUACGGUUGGACCAGUUGUGGGCCUGAAAAUUCCCACAGAAUACUCCACAUAACAUUGGCUUAACACAAGAAAAUCUGAAUACUCUGAGAAAUAGUAGAGCAAUGAAGCCCAAGUAAGCCUGGGACCAGUUACCUUACUGGUUUGGCUGUGAGAAGAUAUUGUCUUAAAGGCCUUCUAACACCAAAAUUUUUUUGGAUUGGUCCCCUGGGGUGGGUCGUUCAAAGCUGGGUUAAGAUAACCAGUGGUUAAUGUGAAAUCUGAUUUCAGAUCUAAUAACUUUAAAAGAAAAUUCAGUCAAAUUCUUUUCAUCUAGAAUAGGACUAUUUAAUGCUCUAGAAAGAACACAGGAAUUAUCCCAAAAAGGCUUUUGAAUAAAGGAAUGAAGAAAACCCAGAUUAAAAUUUAACAUUGGGUUAGCACUAAUCAGCCUUCAAACAACUGGGCCCAGGUUCACAAAUUACUUUCCUUUUCACCCAAGUCCUCUUCUGUGAUGCAGGGAUCAUGCCAAAGUAAAACACAUUUACUUUGCCAUUAUAAUUUUUUUUUGACAUGUUUUCACAUGCUAAGAUUACAUGAAAAAUGUUUCAUAAUCUGUAUGCUUGAGGUGCAAAAAUUUGUUCUUGUCCAAAUUCUUUCUUUGUGCCAGUUUGUAAACAAUGAGAAUAUUAAAAAUAAAAU